UGUUCACAAUUUUAUGGGCAGAGCAUAGCGUCCUUGGUUUUAAAAGAGGUUAGACCGUCAAUAACGACAAACAACGUUCUGGAUGUAAAGAAAAAUACUUAUAAAAGGAUAUAAAUCUUCUUCCAGGGACUGUGGCGGAUAUAAUUUAUCAAGAUGCCUCGUAUUAUGAUAAAAGGCGGCGUUUGGCGCAACACAGAAGAUGAAAUUCUCAAAGCGGCGGUUAUGAAAUAUGGCAAAAAUCAAUGGUCGAGAAUUGCAUCUUUACUACAUAGAAAGUCAGCAAAGCAGUGCAAGGCAAGAUGGUUCGAAUGGCUUGACCCAAGCAUCAAAAAGACUGAAUGGAGCAGAGAGGAAGAUGAAAAGCUGCUGCAUUUGGCCAAGUUGAUGCCCACUCAGUGGAGGACAAUUGCACCAAUUAUUGGAAGGACUGCUGCUCAAUGUUUGGAAAGAUAUGAAUAUCUACUGGAUCAGGCUCAAAAAAAGGAAGAGGGUGAAGAUGCAGCUGAUGACCCUAGGAAGCUUAAACCUGGUGAAAUUGAUCCUAAUCCUGAAACAAAGCCUGCCAGACCAGAUCCAAAGGAUAUGGAUGAAGAUGAACUGGAGAUGCUGUCAGAAGCUAGAGCAAGAUUAGCCAAUACUCAGGGCAAGAAAGCAAAACGCAAAGCUCGCGAGAAACAGCUCGAAGAAGCACGGCGUCUGGCUGCGUUACAGAAGCGCCGUGAAUUGCGCGCGGCAGGCAUUGAAGUUAAUCCGCGACGUAAAAAGAAACGUGGUGUCGAUUACAAUUCGGAAAUUCCUUUUGAAAAACGCCCUGCUAUUGGUUUCUACGACACUUCCACUGAGCACAUUGAUCCAACCGCGCCGGAUUUUCAAAAACUUCGUCAACAAAACCUGGAUGGCGAGUUGCGAUGCGAGGUUGAAGAACGCGAGCGCAAGAAGGACAAAGAGAAGCUCAAACAACGUAAAGAGAAUGACAUUCCGUUGGCUAUGCUACAAAAUGAUGAACCAGCACGCAAACGUUCUAAACUAGUAUUGCCAUCUCCACAAAUCUCCGAUCAGGAGCUCCAACAAGUUGUAAAGCUUGGCCGUGCCAGCGAAGUUGCACGUGAAGUUGCUGCUGAAAGCGGUGUGGAAACCACGGACACUUUGCUCAAUGAUUACUCGAUCACACCGCAGGUUGCGGCAACUCCGCGCACACCAGCUCCUCAAAGCGAUCGCAUUCUGCAGGAAGCCCAAAACAUGAUGGCGUUGACCCAUGUUGACACGCCACUUAAAGGUGGUCUUAACACUCCACUUCAUAAUCCCGACUUUAGUGGAGUUAUGCCGCAAAGUUUAGCUGUUGCUACUCCAAACACAGUUAUAACCACUCCGUUUAGAAGUACCAGGAGCGACGGUGGUGCGACUCCUAGUUCUACUUUUAUGACACCAAAAAGUGGUGCUGUUGUACCCGCUGGUCUUCAAAGUACUCCAACUCCUAUAAGAGAUAAGUUAAACAUCAACACCGAAGAUGCUAUAGCUGAGGCCAUGACACCAAUGUCAGCUUCUUCCCAGAAGUCCUUCAAGGAGCAGCUCCGAAUGGGUUUGUCCACUUUACCGCAACCUAAAAACGACUACGAAAUUGUAGUUCCUGAACAAGAAGAGGAAAAGAUCGAAGAGCCUCAACAAAUGCAAGUCGAAGAUCAAGCCGAUGUAGAUGAGAGACAACUGGAAGAUGAUCGUAAACGCGCUGCUGCUGAAUUAGCCCUUAGAUCACAGGUUAUCCAACGUUCCUUCCCACGACCCAGCGAAGCUAAUAUGUCUAUGUUGAGACCUGCAAACGAAUCGCAUUCUCUUUCAGAAAUCCAGAAAGCUGAAGAACUGAUUAAGAAAGAAAUGAUUACGAUGUUACACUACGACCAGUUGAAAAAUCCCGUGCCAACAACCGCAGCAUCCAAGAAGAAUAAUCAAGCGCAAGCUCAACAACUUGCUUACUUAGAACAAUAUCCCUAUGUGGAUCUCCGUAAGGAAGAACUAGAGCAAGCUAAAAUUGUACUGCAGCGCGAGAUGGAAGUCGUGAAGCAAGGCAUGAACCAUGGAGAUUUAUCAAUGGAAGCAUACACGCAAGUGUGGGAAGAGUGUUUAAGCCAAGUUUUAUUCCUACCCAAUCAAAAUCGUUACACGCGUGCAAAUUUAGCUUCAAAAAAAGAUCGCUUGGAGUCGGCUGAGAAACGAUUGGAAAUCAAUCGCAAUCACAUGAGUCGCGAAGCCAAACGCGCUGCUAAGAUGGAAAAGAAACUGCGGAUUCUCACAGGCGGGUAUCAGACUCGUGCGCAGACGCUGAUCAAACAAUUAUGCGAGUUGUACGAGCAGGCGGAUCAAUCUACGUUGGAGUUGAAUACGUUUAGGUUUUUACAGGAACAGGAGAAGCAGGCACUGCCGAGGAGAGUGGAUACACUUACGGAGGACGUGAAUCGCCAGAUUGAGAGGGAGCGGGCGCUGCAGGAAAAAUAUGGUGCUUUGCAAGAGGCGGUGAGAGAAGUGCAACUGAAGUAUCAGUAGCUUAGCAAUUUCGCAAUUCUUUGUCAAACAUUUAUAUAAAACGAUCUUUCAACGACUUUUUUGUUGUGAAAAUAAAGUAAUAACAGCAUU
Dalotia coriaria is the source of this 2628-nucleotide messenger RNA. Its product is annotated as cell division cycle 5-like protein. Gene Ontology annotation, molecular function: RNA polymerase II transcription regulatory region sequence-specific DNA binding; DNA-binding transcription factor activity, RNA polymerase II-specific. The coding region runs from base 154 to 2538 and encodes 794 amino acids. The transcript has 4 exons. Gene Ontology annotation, cellular component: spliceosomal complex; Prp19 complex. Gene Ontology annotation, biological process: mRNA splicing, via spliceosome; regulation of transcription by RNA polymerase II. NCBI's taxonomy places the organism in Eukaryota, Metazoa, Arthropoda, Insecta, Coleoptera, Staphylinidae. The record is from RefSeq and is a predicted model, not a curated record.